AUGACAGACGCCGCCAAUGUGAACGGCGUCACGAAUGGAGCUCAUCCGCUCUCGUACGACACGUCCAAUAUCCUGGAAGCCUUGCAAGUCAUUCACAAUCCCACCACAAAGAACGAUGUCCGGCGAGAAGCCUCCGACUAUUUAGAAAAUCUGAAAACAAGCCCCGAGGCGCCUCAAUAUGGCUUUUCUCUGUCCACGGAUCUAUCUCAUCCGCCGAUGGUUCGGCACUUUGGUCUUUCUCUGCUCAGCCACAUCAUCCGCCACGAGGGUCAUAACCUCACCGAACAGCAGAACGACCAGCUCCGGGAUUGCAUUCUUGACAUAGGCCGAUCAAUCUUGCCGUCAGACCUCCCCUUCAUUCGCAACAAGAUUGCAGAGCUGUGGAUAGAGUUGGCCAAACGAAGUUGGGCUUUGGACUGGUUUGACCUGGAUGGGCGGCUGGUCCAGUUGUGGUCGCAAGAACUUGUUCAUAAGGACUUUGUCCUGACUGUGUUGGAAAACCUUUCUGAAGACAUUUUUGUCCGCGAUGACAACAUUGCUAUUUUACGUGGGAGGGAUCUGAACUCGGCACUGGUCGAAAUCUUCACCUCAAAGUCUAACUAUGCUGGAGGCAUCAAAAUCGGCGACACCGUACAUCAAGUGCGCUGUGGAGAUGAAGGAUGGCUUACAAGAAUCAGACAGUUUCUGGAUGAGUGUGCGAAAACCCCAAGUCUGGAUGGCGCUCUCAAAGAUACAGCUCUUAAAGGCCUGGCAACUUUCCGAACUGUCUUCAUCUGGGUCAUGACGCCAUCCAUUGUGAAUUCGAUGUCGUUGGCGGUGACCUGCAACUUCCUGACCAAGGCAGACCCAGACCUUGUCAUGGCCGCUGUCGACGCUCUCCUCUCUUUAUAUGGGAGGACCCGCCUGGAACAGGUAGAGGUCCAGGCUCUUGUCUACCCCCUCAUUCAGCCGGACAGUAUCGCCACACUACGGCAGCUUUAUACGUGGUCGAUUGUCUCCUUCGAUGACAUUGACAGCAGCAAAUAUGUCAUCUCGAAAAAGCUAUCAGAGUUAAUGUCCUUCCUUACUGAUCAUACGUGUCAGUACGCACCUCCGGACGCCAGCACAUUCGACCUCUCACCAUUCCUGCACUUCUUAAUUGCUAUUGCUGAACAUGAAAGCCUCAUUGUUUCUAUUCCGGUAAUCCAUUCUUGGGUAAAGUUGUUGGAGGUACAAGCGUGGAGAAAAGCUGGCGUGGUUUCUCAGUGCAUUGGUCCACUUUUGCAACUUGCAUCUCAGCGCCUCAUUCAAUAUGAUCAGCUUCCUGAAGGCGCAGAGGACACUGUCGUGGCCUUCGUCAACGACGAGAUUGAACUGUUCCCCGAACGGCAGGGAUUCUACCUCAAUUACCGCAGACUUUGUUCGGCAGUCAUCGAAUGGAUUUGCUACGCUCAAUUAGAGGAGGCUAUGCAAGCAGUCAUGACUAGAGUCGAUGAGCUUUUGGAUGAAGUCCAAGCCUCAGAGCAGCAACUCGAUCUUGCGAGAUAUGAAAGGGUAUCCAUGAACGUUCUGCGGGCUGAUGCGUACUUUGCCAUGGUUGAUGCAGCUUUCAAAGGACUUGAUCGCUGGCAAACGCGGCAUCGAGAGGGGCGGACCCCGGAACAAGAGCAACUUGUGCUCAAAGUGAGGGAAGCUUCUAAGGCUUGGAUGCUCGAUAUGCUGAAGAGGAGAGAUUUCAAAGACCCGCAGAUCAGACAGCGACAGAUCAAGACGGCAGUUGAGGUCUCCAACCGGGCCCUACAGAAGGACACCGGGUUUGCCUUCAGUGUACUCGAACACAUCCUGUCAUCAUUCAUAAUCACUCAACAACAGCACUCUAUUUAUGCUGAGGCCGUCAGUGAGCUUCACAGCUAUGCCACAGGCGAGUUGAGAAGAUUGGCGGUUCAACAUGCGGACUAUUUUGUGACUUUCUACGACCAGCUCGAAAGUAGGUUUACAGACCUCAUCAACCAGCUCGGUGCGGAUGAGCGACUACAAAUCGACCUUAAGUCGACUCUUUUCUCUGUCAUUCAGCGUGCUGGGGCUGUGGACUACGCACAACGUCAAGCCAAACUGGAAGGGUUUCUUCAACCGAUCGCUGCCGCUUGGGCGGAUGAUAGCUUGCAAGCCACCCUUCAGAGUGUGGAGAGCUUUGCUCACUCCCAGGCUUUCGAUCGGGUUGGACCGUACCUGGCGUCGAUACAGGCCGCAAAUAUCGAGGAUUGGUCUCAAACCUCGUAUGAUGAUCGUGCGGUACAGAUCCAGCAAGAGAUGCUGACAGCCUUCUCAAAGCUGCCACUCAGAGAAACCAGAGUGCUGCUCAGUAUAUCCACUGACAGACUCGAGCAAGGCUCGGCCCUACACAAAAUGAUUUGUGACUUGUGGUCACCCAUCAUUCCAAACAUGCUGAGCCACGUCCUCCGACUCACCAGCUACAACCACCAGUUGCAUGACCCUGCUUCAUGGCCCAAUGUGCCACCAGAACUGCAAGGGGUGAUCCGACGAGUUCUACGGGAUCGGUACUGGCAGUCCGGCAUAUCUACCGGUUCGAUGAAUGAUUUCCACAGCAAGGUCAAAUCUACCAAGUCGACGCUUGAAGGGUUUGCCUCGUCGGUGCGAGGAAGGAUACGCAAUAAUCUCGAACAAUGCUACAGCAUUCUGCAUACAUUAGGAAGACUGGGGCCGACUUUUUACAGCUUGCAGCAGCUUCCCGAAAUGAUUGCCGAAGCCGCCAUCAAAACCACGGCGCCGCUAAGCCCUCAUCACUUUACGGUUAUGAUCCAGAUGCUGCCGAAAUUGAUCGAUGAGUGCCCGCCCGAGACUCGGCAACACUUCCUGACACCCAUCUUGUCUGCACUGUUAGAGCAGAUGGACACCAAGCUGUCGAACGAAUGGGUGAAGAUGGACGAGAGGAAACAGACCAAGCAGGAGGGGGAGAAUCUGAGCGAGGAGAUGAGAGAUGACUCGGUACUGAGACAGACGACGUAUAAGGCGGUCAACCUUGUUGCGCACUGGUUGAACCCAAAGCGCGAACAGCAGCUCAUCACGAAAAAGUCGAUUGUUAAUGGCAACUACUUGACGCAAGAGCACCAGCGGACGAUGCGCGAGUUCUUGCUUUCCAAUGUCCGCAUCCUUGACCGGUUGCUCCUGUUCGUCACACACGCACUGGCCUACAAGGACACCAGGUCAUGCUACACGAUGCUCGGGGCCGUGCAGCGCAUGGUGCCGGACUUUGCGUUCGACCAAUACAUCUCGGGCCAGGAAGCCACGGCGGUGCGUGAGUUCAUCUCGACCGACAUGCUUAAGACGGCUAUCACAUGCCUGAACGACGGCUACUUCGCCGAUCAGCAGCAAUACUACGCGCAGCUGAUCGCGACCAUCUGGUUGUCGUAUGGCCUGCCGGUCCACGUCUCGGCCACCGAGACGGUGCCGGCGCACGAACGGCCGCCGCUUACCUCGACGCCGCGCGACGUCAUUCUCAGCUUGCCCGGCAUGUCCGACGACAAGGUCGACAAGACUGCCGCCCAGCUUGUACAGGAGGGACUAGGUGCCCGGUCCAAGAAGCUUCGAGCAAUCAUCCUGGCGCUGCUCGAGGGCGUCCGCGGCGUGAGAGUCAGCGAGCUCGGCAAGAUCGACAUGCGUCAGCAGCAGUCGAAGAUCCUGGAGAAGUAUAAGCAGCGCGAGCUGCUGGGGAUGCAGGGCGUGGAGGACGGCCUUCUUCAAGGCGGUGCUGGACCCGGUGGGCCCGACGACGGCGUCGACUUCAGUGGCGUAGCGGACAUGUUUGCGAGCUAG
Capronia epimyces CBS 606.96 is the source of this 3813-nucleotide messenger RNA. RefSeq lists its product as uncharacterized. Lineage: Eukaryota; Fungi; Ascomycota; Eurotiomycetes; Chaetothyriales; Herpotrichiellaceae. Gene Ontology annotation, biological process: RNA export from nucleus; protein export from nucleus. Gene Ontology annotation, cellular component: nucleus; RNA nuclear export complex; cytoplasm. The transcript has a single exon. Bases 1 to 3813 code for a protein of 1270 amino acids. Gene Ontology annotation, molecular function: nuclear export signal receptor activity; small GTPase binding; RNA binding. The record is from RefSeq and is a predicted model, not a curated record.